Messenger RNA from Salvia miltiorrhiza (redroot sage), 2144 nucleotides. Its product is annotated as putative pentatricopeptide repeat-containing protein At3g15130. Gene Ontology annotation, biological process: RNA modification. Gene Ontology annotation, molecular function: protein binding; RNA binding. The transcript has a single exon. The coding region runs from base 206 to 1924 and encodes 572 amino acids. The record is from RefSeq and is a predicted model, not a curated record. Lineage: Eukaryota; Viridiplantae; Streptophyta; Magnoliopsida; Lamiales; Lamiaceae.
AUUUGUGCCUCUUCUGUUCUUCCCUAAUGAGAAACAGGUCCAGCAAAAGAAACCCCGGACUGCAUCUCAAGACUCUUCUCUUCUUCGAAAUCCAGAUUGGGGCAAAAAAAGCAAAAUCUUUUACAAGCUUCAUUGCUGUUGACAUCGAAGCGAUCACCGCCAUUUCAUCCUUAUUUCUCUCUGCAAUUCUCCAUCACCACUUUGUAUGUACAAUCUCAUGUUACUUCCUCAACUCAAAAAGUUCCACACAUCAACAACCACUACCAUUCUGCGCCACUGCGUCGAGACUUCCAACUUGCCAAAAGCCAAAGCAAUACACGCAAAGCUCAUCAAAACAUCCCAACACGAAUCAGAUUCCUUAUUCACCCACAACCAUCUCAUCAACGCCUACGUCAAAUGUGGGGACACCGCGAGUGGCCUCCAACUGUUCGACGAAAUGCCUGAGAGGAACGUUGUGUCGUGGACGGCCCUCAUCGCCGGUUUCGUGCAAAAGGGCUUCCCUGCCGAAACACUCUCUCUGUUCUCAGAUAUGCACAGGAGCAGCAUUCGCCCCAACGAGUUCACCUUCGUCAGCGUGCUCCACGCUUGCUCUUUUGCACAGACCUUCCACUUGAUUUGUGCUUUUCAAGUCUUUGCGAUGGUCAUCAAGUUUGGAUUUGAGAAUAAUGUUUAUUUAGUGAAUGCGUUGCUGACUACUUUGAUAAGAAAUGCUGAGUUGGAUGAAGCUGCUAAGGUCUUCGAGGAGUGCUUCAACAGAGAUAUCGUGUCGUGGAAUGCUGUAUUCGAUGGCUUCUUGAAAUUCAGCUGCAAUUGCAUACCCAAUUUCUGGCGUAGGAUGAUCUUCGAAGGUGUAAAACCGGAUGCAUUCACUUUUGCCACUGUUCUAACUGGUUUAGCCGACCUUUCGAAUCUCGAAACCGGGCUGCGAGUCCAUGCCUUGCUCAUCAAAUCCGGGCAUAGAAGUGAGAGAUGUGUGGGGAAUGCUUUGGUCGACAUGUACUUGAAAAGUAGAAGAUUAGACGAAGGUUUGGCAGCGUUCGAGGAGAUCCCAUCGAAGGAUGUUUACUCUUGGACUCAGAUUGCAGCUGGUUGUCUGGACUCCGGGGAGGCAGUGGCGGCGCUCAGGGUGAUCGGAGAGAUGAGGAGGGCCGGGAUCCGGCCUAACAAGUUCACCCUAGCAACGGGGCUCAACGCGUGUGCUAGCUUAUCGAGCCUUGAUGAAGGGCGGAAAAUGCAAGCUCUGGCGGCUAAACUAGGCGAUGAAGAAGUUGAUGUCUGUGUGGACAAUGCUCUGCUCGACAUGUAUGCCAAGUGCGGGCACAUGGACAGCGCACUGAGGGUGUUUUCCUCCAUGAGUGAACGCUCGGUGGUGUCGUGGACAACGAUGAUCAUGGGGUACGCGCAGAACGGGGAGGCUGAGGAGGCUCUUAAAGUUUUCGAAGAGAUGAGGACGCGGGUAGAGAGGCCUAAUCACAUCACCCUCAUCUGCGUGCUGUAUGCGUGCAGCCAAGGGGGGCUUGUCGACAGAGGGCUCAGCUAUUUCUCUUCGAUGAGCCGAGAAUUCGGCAUUGUGCCGAGAGAGGAUCACUACGUGUGCGUGGUGAAUCUGCUCGGCCGCGUGGGGCGCAUCAGGGAAGCGGAGGAGCUCGUCCUCCGCAUCCCAUUUGAGCCGAGCGCUGUCGUUUGGCAGACAUUGCUCGGGGCCUGUCGUCUCCACGGGGACGUAGAGACGGCUAGACGGGCUGCAGAACUAGCACUGGCCGUCGAUCGGGAUGAUCCCUCGACGUAUGUGUUGAUGUCCAAUACUUUUGCUGAUUUUGAGGAUUGGGGGAGUGCGAGGACAUUGAGGGAGUGGUUGGAGAAUAGGGAUAUCAAGAAAAUGCCGGGUACAAGUUGGCUUGAGAUCAGUAGAGGUUCGAGAUAGCUCCUGCGGGUUAACAUUUGUUAGAUUAGUGCGUAUGGUUAGUGGAACAUUUUAUUUUAUUUUUACUUUGGAGAGGGGGUAGCGGUGGGGUUUGAAUCCUAGACAUCACUGUUCACAGACAUGAAUUCAUGCCGCUUGGUGUCCCAUCGGGGACGAUGGAACAAAAUUAUUGUAACCGUCAAAAUGAAUUUUAUGAAAUAUUGGAGAGCUAUUUCGAACA